Messenger RNA from Geosmithia morbida, 1836 nucleotides. RefSeq lists its product as uncharacterized. The record is from RefSeq and is a predicted model, not a curated record. The coding region runs from base 1 to 1836 and encodes 611 amino acids. The transcript has a single exon. Lineage: Eukaryota; Fungi; Ascomycota; Sordariomycetes; Hypocreales; Bionectriaceae.
AUGGCCUUCCAUCAACCACGUCGGCCGAUACAGCGGCCUGUGCGGCCUCCAGCGGCAGAGGACCGCGAACCAGCCAGCCCUCAACCACAGCAAUCCCACCUCCAAGACCAGAACCAGCUCGACCAGUCUCAGACAUCAUGGGUCCUCUUCUCCCCCACCAGCGUCGACGACCACUAUACCGAGUCGGAACUCAGCGGUUCUCCCUCCAGCGCUGUUGCGCCUCCGAGCCUCAAGACGCCUGGUCGCUCGCGACUUGGCGACCCCGGUAGUGCCCAGGGUGCCAGAUCAGACAUACAUGAUGGAGGAGAUGUGAGCAUAUCUGCCGUCACGACCUCGGCCAUCGGGGAUGAUCUCGGCGACGAGGAUGCCGAGCUGGACAGCCUCGACAGCCAUCUCCCGUCCUUUAGGUCGUUGCCUAGGAGGGACUCGUCAUCGCAACAGCAGCCUGGCGGCACCCAAUCCUUCCCAACUGCCGUAUUCCCCUCCCACGACGGGCUUGGAUCGUUCCACCUGCAGCAUCCCACAUCCGGAACAGAAGCCCAGGACCAGAUCUACCGAUUUGAAAAGUUCAACCCACGCAGGACACAGCACAGGAGAGAGAGCCUGGAUCGCAUCCAGACCGAGUGGGAGAGCGAGCAGGCGAGGGAGGCGCAGAGGAGGCAGCGCAUCGAGGCGUGGCGCCUGGAACACAGCCGCGUGCUGCUCGAGGAGAUCCAGCGCGAGACACGGAGGCGGAGACGCUCCUCUAUGGGGUCGGCGGGCCAUGUGCAUGCUGUCCUGCGCACGCCGUCUGUCUCGGCGAAGCAGCAACCGCAGUCGUCGACGGGGGAGGACAUGGACGAUCUGACGUGGCAUGACGAGGAUGCGGACGUGCCAUCUACGGAGCCCGGCCUGCUCGCCAAGUUUGCCCAGACUGUGAUCAAGGACAUAUUGGGUAUCGACGACCGCAUGCUGUCCCUCCUGGUUGGCGAGGCGAUGCCCGAGGAUGCCGAUGAGGAGAAGCUGUCGACCACACCGCGGGCGUCGCAUAUGUCGUCGGCAGCCACGGCCACCAACCGAGACGAGCCUUGGCAGACGGCGGUCCUGGAGCGCGUGUCCCGCGAGCUCGGCCUGCUGGUCAAUCAGCUCUCGCACCACCACCCCGGCGCCUUCUCGACAUACACCAAGGUGCAGCAGAUGCCUCUUCCGUACGCGGGUCUACCCGUGAUCCCGGAGACGGGCAGCGCACCCGCCACGACGAUCGGAGACGGCAGCCAGCAGACGCCGGCGAUGCCCCAGUUCCAGCCUACGAUCAAGCAGGCCACGCGUCCCACGGCGACUUCCUCGGACAAGCCCUCAAUCGCCACCAUGGCUGGCGACGGCGACACGUUCACCAAGGAAGAGUGGGAGCGCGAUCUAGAUAUCAAGCUCGUGUUUAGGUACAUCCGGUCCCGCUUCACGGCCGGCAGCAGCAACAAUGAGCCGUCGCUGCCGCCGUCCCCCUCGGCGCUGCAAGCACCUCUAGCAGGAAACGGCACGGGAUCCCUCGCGGCAUCGACAUCCCAGGACACGGCAGCCAAGGCAGCCCGCGUCCGCCAGCACCACCCGCUCAUUUCCCGCUCCCGCACGGCAGACCACCACAGGCGCGCGUUCAGGGCGACGGCCCCGACUGUGGGGCCCAGCAGCAGCCCCGUGGCCGUCAUGAGGCAUCACAGCAGCUGCGCCAGCCAGAGCACGCGACGGUCCACCAGGAGGAGCAGCGUGUCGUCCAGGCACUACUGGGAUAUAGGCGGCUCACGAGGCACGGGGUCGGUGAUUGCAUCGAACGGGCCCAUGGGGAGUUGGGGCGAGGUUUAG